Molecule: messenger RNA, 2574 nt
Organism: Metarhizium album ARSEF 1941
Lineage: Eukaryota; Fungi; Ascomycota; Sordariomycetes; Hypocreales; Clavicipitaceae
Product: BRCT domain-containing protein
Exons: 2
Coding region: 1-2574 (857 amino acids)
Biological process (GO): mitotic DNA replication checkpoint signaling; DNA replication initiation; mitotic G2 DNA damage checkpoint signaling
Source: RefSeq, a predicted model, not a curated record
AUGGCAUCUUCGCAAUCUGCAGAUGAUGCGAGAUAUCCCACAGAUCCGUCAGCGCCUCUCAAGAACGUCGUUGUGUGCUGCACAAGCAUCCCGCCAGACCAAAGAACCGACAUUGCCCAAAAGGUCGCUGAACUCGGCGGCAUCCACAAGUACGAUCUCACUCCGGACGUGACCCAUCUCAUCGUCGGCGACUAUGACACGCCAAAGUACCGCCACGUUGCUCGCGAGCGGCCCGAUAUCAAGGCCAUGGAUGCCAUGUGGAUAGAGGCCGUCACGGAACUUUGGAAAAACGACGACGAGAUUGACUUCACAGCCCUAGAAGAGAAGCAUCAGCUCAGGGCGCUGGAGAAAUGCGGCGCCGACACAGCAUCGCCGCACGAGGGAAGCGCAACUGGUCGCCAGGCCCUGCUGAUAUGCCUGACGGGAUUCGGAGAGCAGCGCGACGAAAUCGCCGCAAGGAUCGCGGCCAAUGGCGGCCGAUACACCGGCGACUUGACGAGGAGGUGUACUCAUCUCGUCGUCAGCAAGCCUGAAGGCAAGAAGUACGCCGCGGCCAAGUCUUGGGGCGUCAACACCGUCACGCUUGGCUGGCUGGACCAGAGCAUACAGCGUGGUCUCAUUCUGGAGGAAGCCAAGUUUGAUCCGUUGCUCCCAGUCGAGGAACAAGGCGUCGGCGCUUGGAACAAGGAGGACCCGAGACGCGCGUCACUUGGCAAAAGAUGCAGGCCGGCUUCGUCCAACGCGAAUGCUACAGACGAGAGAGGGGUGAGGAAGCUCCGCAAAACCGCCAGCAUGAAGCUGAGCUCGCAGAGAAAAAAUCUCUGGGGCGACAUCCUCGGCCGCUCCGGCUCAGGAGAACAUUCGUUUGGUAGCGAGCAGGCCGGUUCGGAACAGCCGACACGACAGCAAGCAACUCCCGAGCCUACUAUUCCACAGCCUCAUCAGCAGCACAACAACGGCGUGUUUGCAAACUGCGUAUUCGCGAUCCACGGGUUCACUGAGAAACGCCAAGCCGUGCUUGAAGAUACUAUUGCCACGCUGGGGGGUUCCGUCGCUUCGUCGCUUCGGGAGGCGGCGAGCUGUCGCCAAACGGAGCAGUCGCAUUGCUUUCUUGUCGUGCCUCAAACGUCACGGCUUGAAUCACACCCCAAAAUGCCCUACGACGGCGUCGAAACUAUCACCGAGUUCUACGUCGAAAGGUGCUUGCACAACAAGCAAUUCCUGUCUCCCGGUGAACACGUCCUGGGACGGCCGUUCCCUCUGUUCCCGAUACCCGACUUCUCGCAUCUCGUCAUAUGCAGUGCGGCUUUUACAGGGUUGGAACUGAACCAAGUUGCGCGAAGUGUUUCCCAGCUAGGAGCCAAGUUCGAGGAGGAGUUUAGGCGGACAACCAGCGUUUUGGUUUGCAAGUCAUUGAGGGCAAUGCGCAGAGACAAGCUGAAAUACGCACUGGCCUGGGGGGUUCCCGUCGUGUCUGCGGAGUGGCUGUGGGAAUGCAUUUCGACGGGGUCCAGCGUGCCGCCGAGCAACUACAUCUUUCCAGAGAUCCGAGACCGAUAUCCAGCUCAGUCAGCUCCGGGCCCGACGGAAAUCAAAGAACCAUCGCAGCCUCCAAAUGCAAGGACAGACAACGCCACACAACAAACCCGCGGUGCCGCGGGGCCAGCCUCGUCCAGACCAAAGAUGGUCGGCGGGUUCGAGGCCAGUGCCUUUGACAAAGACUCGCACGAAGAGCAGAGCGCUGUCCGUCAAAACCCAGCCCCUGCCCAGGGCAUACCUCGACUCGAGGUCGCAACCUCGGCAGACUUCUUCACAGCACGAAGCCAACCGGCUGGCGCAUCCACCAAGGACGACGAUGCCGCGUUGACGGAAGCAUCCUGCGCGAGACUCAACAAGACGCCGUCGCCGUCGAGGCACACGGCCCCUGUUACCCGUACGAAGUCAGACCCGAAUCCAAGUGGCUUCGUCGAGGAAGCAAGCAUUCCUGCCCGUGGGCCAUGCGCUCCGCCUCGACGCAUGUCGUCACCCCCGCGAGACAGUCGCGAGACAGCCGCGCAACAAGACCAAAAAAAAGCAAGAGCAGCACAACAUCAGGCUCGAGCGGCCGAGCGAGAGGCCCUCUCUUCCAGGCUGUCCAGCCUCAUCGACUCGGCGGCCAUCCCGGGCCCCCUCGACGGCAACUGCCAUGUCCAAGCGUUCCCCCGUCCUCGCCGUCGCCAGCUCCUCGGCCGCGCCAUCAGCAAUGCCUCCAACGGCAGCAGCGCGGCAAGUGUAGACGGCAGCGGACCACCUCCCCGACAACUAACAGACAGCCUGAGGGCCGCCAUGGCCGGCGUCGCUGACGACGACGUCGACCACGACCACGACCACGACCACGACCACGACGCCACGUGCAAGCAAGACACCCAGCCCCCCUCUACACAGUUGCAGUACGCGGAUCCAGAAGCACAGCAGGUAAAGGCCGCAUUGAUGAACAAAAUGAUGGGCAGGGACGAGCCAGCCGUCUCCGCGGCGCAAACCACUGCCGUCGCAGGAGCGAGGUCGCUGCGGAAGCCGACGAGAAACGGACGAUGA